UUUCAUUCAUAACUUGUCCCUGCACUUUUAAACCCUACUUAAUCUUUACUUAUUAUAGUUAAUUUUAUUUAGGUAAGUACAUAACCAAUUUCGCUAGAAAAAUAUUCGUCUAUGUCAUAAAACGGUGAUUAGAGCCCGUCUACGCGACUUUGAACAGAACAAAGUUAGAGAAGUAUCAUAUUUUCAUAUAAAUUUGACAUUAAUAAUGAUAUGGUCACACUUUGUCCUUGAAAAUCUCAUGCAGAGUUGGCUUGUUUUGAUUCUACUAGACCUUUACAAAUGAUUAAAAAUAAACUAAAUUAUACUAGGAAAACAGUCUAAGCAAAGAACCGUAUAAAAGUUAUAUAUAUCAUCACAUAUAUAAAUCUUGUCAUUCACGACGACGCGUGUCUUCACUCGUAUGCCAUGUUAUUAAAGGUUAGAUUUGACAAAUCUGCGCGUUUUCGUGGAUAACACGAACUAUAAAUAUAUGAAUCAGGUUAGUAAAUAUAACAGGGUAAUUAAUCGAGCGAAUAAGUCGCAUCGAACACAGAACCAAGCCAUUUGAAACGAAAUAUAUUCCGACCCACAAUUUUCUAGCCUCAUAAGCACUUUAUGACAAUAGGUCACUGUGGUCCUAAACACACAGCUUUAGCCACUUAUCGUAGCCUCCAAGCCCUGACAUUUCUGCCAGGGGAUUGUUGACUCAGAAAUAUUUUCCCUGGGCAUAUUUACUUUUGCAUUUUUCUGGGAUAACAUGUUUACUCUUAGGUCUGAAAUUAUGUAAGUAGGUUCAGCAAAUCAUCAGAGGUAUCGAGGUGGUUAUACAUAUAUAAGUUGGUAAGCAUAUUCAAAAAUUCAAAAUUUUAUCCUGCAAGUAGGCCUCAAGGGCUCUUUUACAAGUCAAUACAACAUUUAUAACUAGCAACAUCAUAUAGUGACAUGAAAAAAACAUAACAACAUUUAUAAAUACAACAACCAAUACCUGGGUAAAUCUUACAUUAUAAUAAUCUUGAAAUAAAUAAUAAAAUAAAUAAAAUUUGGAGAUGUAAAAGGUCCCCAAUGUAUAGAGUACUAAUACUAAUAAGAUUUGGAGGUGUAAAGUCUCUCCAAGUGUCAAAAUAAAAUUUAUACUAAAUAAAUAAAUCGCAUCUGGACUGUUAAGCUAGCAGUCUCAUAAACUAAUGCUACAGAAUACAUAACUAGUAUGUAUCAAGUCAAGUAUAUUAUACAAUAUUACAGAGACGUAUAGUCUCCACGGUUAAAACAUUAAGUUUGGAUAUGUAUAAGGUCCCCACGGUCUGAGAAAAAUAAUAAUACACAAUAAUAAUGACAUUAAUAAGAUUUGGAGGUGUAAAGUCUCUCCAAGUGUCAAAGAAUAAAAAAAUAAAAAGUGUAUGAAAUGCAUGCUUCACGUCAAGAGACUGUUUAGUUAACAAUCUUAAAGCUAGUUAUUCAGAAUACAUAAUUACUAUGUAUCUAAUAAGUCAAUGUCAUCCUCAAAAUAACUAAAUUAAAUAUUUACUGCGUUAGCGAAGGUCUCUGUUUCAACUUGGGCAAAAAUACUUUCAUAUAUCCAGAUGUUCUUCUCUGCAGGUCUUAUUUCUCAACUGAUCCUCGUGAAGUGUUGGUUCGUUAGUUAGAUAGAAUUUUUCUAUCGUAUCGUUUGUUCAACAAAAGAUCAAAAUGGCGUUAAUUGGCAUAAAAGACAGCACCAGUAGGGUAUAUGGCACUUAAAAUAUAUAAGGAUAAUGACUCAACGAAGUAAAUACUUUUAAUUUUGAGGUCUACAACUCACAGAGCCACUAGUGGAAUAUUCCUUUGGAUACAGUGCAUGUCUCAUCAAACCGUGGUUACAAUAUAUUGAUCAUAUACAGGCUGAUUUUAAGUCGAGGUAUUCUUUCAAGGAGCUAAAGGAGCUAAUAUGCAACGAAAAUGACCGUAUUAACCGGGGAUCGAAAAUAAAUAAAUGAUUUCCAAGAUAUUAAGCUUUUCAGACUAUAUUAGCUACGUGUUAGGUACCUACGUAGUAAAUAGCGUCCGUUGACUUUCGAUUUUUAUUUAAUUUGUUAAGUAGUUAAUAUAAAUUAUAUUUUUUAAGAUGAUACGUGUACCUAACCAUGUAGAUGAUUCAUGAGACGUGAUAAACCCUAAACACUCAAUAAAUGUUAUGAGAUGUGGCCUCGCUCUGCAUUUUCUAUGGCAUCGGGGAGUGCUCUGAGGAAUAGUUCGGAUGAAUCGCUGCCGCUUCCUUUCGCCAUCACCCUACGCGACAACAUUUCCAUCUUCACCACUUAGAUGGUUGGCAGUCCUCAACUGUGCGUUUCUCCAAAAACUUUCUGCCUUGUACAGCUAAACUGUGGAAUGAACUGUCGCCUGCGCUAUUUCCGGACCGAUACGACCUUCAAACCUUGAAGAAAAGAGCGUACUCCCAUCUUAAAUUCCGGCAACGCACUUACAACGCCUCUGGUGUUACCUGUGUCCAUUGGCGGCGGUAAUCGCUUACCAUCAGCUCUACCAAUAAAAUGCAAAGCUAACGAGGUAUACCACCCGUGUAGUAUAAUAUGCCCCCCACAAACAUGUGCCUCCAUCUACACUGACUACGAUUGCCGUGGCGCGCCGAAGUGCGAGCCCGGCUGCGACUGCAUCUCCGAUUACUUGAGGAACGGGACGGCCAACGACCCCUGUAUACCUAGCCACCAAUGCCCAACCUCCCCACCAGUAUGCGGCAUCAACGAACAUUAUGAAACAAACAGACUCAAGUGCGAGCUGACUUGCAAGAACUACCACUUGGAACCAAUAAUGGGUCCCUGUCAGCCAACCAGCGCCUGCUUCUGCGAUGAUGGCUACGUCAGAAACUCUGAUGGAUUGUGCAUUACUAAGAAGAAAUGCCCUAAAAAUGUAGUAUGUCCGCUGAAUGAAGUGGUGUCUGAAUGUUACAACAGCUGCCUCAUGACCUGCAAGACCAGACUCAGGAGUGACGGUAGAAUGUGCCACACGGCCUGCAUUGAGACCGGCUGCGUUUGCAAGGAAGGUUACCUGAGACACGACAAUGGCACCUGUGUUCCCAUCAGCCAGUGCUCGCCACCUCGCUGCAAUGACAAUGAAACCUAUUCGAAGUGCGGUACCGCGUGUCCCCCGACUUGUCAGAACAGAGGAGACAAUUGCACUGCCUGCACUAAACAGUGCGUCGAGGAUUGCUUCUGCAACAAGGGCCUCGUGCGCUCUGAGGACGGCAUUUGCAUCAACCCUAAACACUGCCCACCUCGCGUCUGUGGUUCUAACGAAACACUAGACCCAUGCCCCCCUACGUGUCCUCCUACGGAUGGUUGCGAGAAUAUAUGGUCGAAGUUUAACUGCACCAAUGCUAUCAAGUGCUGCAAGCCUCAGUGUCGAUGCAACCCUGGCUACCUCAGAAAGAAUACAGUCUGCACCAAACAAUGUUUGAACUAGUUAAGAAUCGAUCACAUCAUACUUGACGCAACGUAUACGCAGUGCCUAGUCUUAAGGGGCCCACUGAUUACCAGUUCGCUGGACGAUUUAGGCCUGUCAGUUAUUCGCGAUUGACAGCUUUUGUGAGUAACUGACAAGCCGAUAUCGUUCGGCGAACUGGUAAUCAGUGGGCCCUUUUAUGCGUUGCGUUUUUGUUGUUACAUUUCCUAAAUGGUGCGUCAACGUCUUUAGACCAGCGGUAUGGUGGAUUCUGUUUUUGCAUCUACAUAUUUGCACACCAUCAUCAAUACAAUUAACGGACCUUUAUUAAACGUUAUUGAAUGAGAUAAGGUCUGUGGAUGGUUAUUUUAAUUUGUUGCUCUCAGUAGGUAAAUAGAGUGUAUGAUAUUUUUGACCAAAGAGUUUCCUGUGUAAAUAUUUGUUAAGAUGUUAGAUGUUCUAUUUAAGGAAACAGUGACAAUGUAAAAUAUAACUAGACUUUUAUAUUGUUGUUCGUAUAAAAUUGAGAUUCAACAAUUUAAUAAAUUAUUUGUAUAACAAGAA
Cydia pomonella (codling moth) is the source of this 3975-nucleotide messenger RNA. Its product is annotated as serine protease inhibitor swm-1-like. The record is from RefSeq and is a predicted model, not a curated record. The coding region runs from base 2782 to 3432 and encodes 216 amino acids. The transcript is spliced from 6 exons. Lineage: Eukaryota; Metazoa; Arthropoda; Insecta; Lepidoptera; Tortricidae.